Messenger RNA from Canis lupus familiaris (dog), 3400 nucleotides. It is a transcript of the gene ZMAT2, whose product is annotated as zinc finger matrin-type 2. NCBI's taxonomy places the organism in Eukaryota, Metazoa, Chordata, Mammalia, Carnivora, Canidae. Bases 47 to 646 code for a protein of 199 amino acids. Gene Ontology annotation, cellular component: spliceosomal complex; U4/U6 x U5 tri-snRNP complex. Gene Ontology annotation, biological process: mRNA splicing, via spliceosome. The transcript is spliced from 6 exons. Gene Ontology annotation, molecular function: zinc ion binding; nucleic acid binding. The record is from RefSeq and is a predicted model, not a curated record.
CGCUUUUUACGUCAUUUUCCGGCUUCCCAUUCACUUCGCAGUGAAGAUGGCGUCGGGCAGCGGGACAAAAAACUUGGACUUUCGCCGAAAGUGGGACAAAGAUGAAUAUGAGAAGCUCGCCGAGAAGAGGCUCACGGAAGAGAGAGAAAAGAAGGAUGGAAAACCAGUACAGCCAGUCAAACGGGAGCUUCUCCGGCAUAGGGACUAUAAAGUGGACCUGGAAUCCAAGCUUGGGAAGACAAUUGUCAUUACCAAGACCACGCCACAAUCUGAGAUGGGAGGGUAUUACUGCAAUGUCUGUGAUUGUGUGGUGAAGGACUCCAUCAACUUCCUGGAUCACAUUAAUGGAAAGAAACAUCAGCGAAAUCUGGGCAUGUCUAUGCGUGUGGAACGUUCCACCUUGGAUCAGGUGAAGAAACGUUUUGAAGUCAACAAGAAGAAGAUGGAAGAGAAACAGAAGGAUUAUGAUUUUGAGGAAAGGAUGAAAGAGCUCAGAGAAGAGGAGGAAAAGGCCAAAGCCUACAAGAAAGAGAAACAGAAGGAGAAGAAAAGGAGGGCUGAGGAGGACUUGACAUUUGAGGAGGAUGAUGAGAUGGCAGCUGUGAUGGGCUUCUCUGGCUUUGGUUCCACCAAGAAGAGUUACUGAGGCUUUCUAUGCUUGGCCUUUUGUUAACUGUGUGUGUGGGGGGGUCAUUUUGGGGGGGGGCGGGACUUGGGAAAGUCCUUAAGAGCUGCAAUGGGGGUGGACUAGAGGGUGGGUGUUGGUGGUUUCCCUCUACUUUGGGAGAGAACACAGGAUGCAGAGGUAAUGCUGUGGCAUAUUCCUUCAGCCUCAGCAUAUCACUGGAGUCACAGGGCCUCUGCCUGAGUUCCCAAUAAAGAAAAACCUCUUCUGAGGCUGCUUUCCCAAACCUCCCCCUGCAUCUUUCCCUCUUCAUCUGUCCAAUCUCUUUGAGCAGCUGACAUUUAUCCUGUGUUUUCCAUUUGUUUUAAUUUUGACUCUUGCUUAGCCUGCAGCAGAAGGGUUCUCUGGGUCCCCAGUGUCCAGUUGAUAGCACAUUUUUGACCAGCCCUCUUUCCCCCAAACCUCCUGUGGUUCUCUACUGCCUGUGCAUGCAUGUGUAUUUCUGCCUGGGUCAGUGAUAUGUGCGGGCGUGUGUGCAUGAAUUUGUCACAUAGAGGGAGCCUGAGCUAGAUCCUCAGAGCAUUGUUGCCUUGGGGCCUGAUGUUCUUGGCUCCCUCAGUGCAUGUAACAGGAAAUUAAAUGGGAUGAGUGUUUGGUGUGGUUUUUGUCUGGUGAGUUUUUUAACCUUUGUUUUUCAUACGUAGACUGUUCAGCCUUUCCUGUUUGUUUCAUUUUAUUGAGGAUUACUCUUUUUUUCUUCCUUGUGAGCAGGCUCUUGGAAGAACCUAUUUGAUGCAAAAAAAGAAAAAGAAAAAAAAACUUUAUAUGGGAGCCCUUGGGUCUCAGAGACUGUUCAACAUGUAUAAUAAAUGGCAUUGACUGGGCCUAUUCACAUUUGGUGGGAACAUUCCAUAUUCUUCCCAGUGUAUUGUUUUUUUUUUUUUUUUUUUUUUCCUACACUGAAUAUUUACAUAUAGAGCUGCUGCUUUUUUCUCCCUUCAUUUGAGCCCUGUCACUUUUUUUUUCUAGGUUCCUUCAGCACGAGUUGUAUUUUCCUCUGAUGGGAUGUGUGUCCAGAUGAAUCUAAACACAACUUUUCCUAUAAUUUUAGCCUCCUUUGGUCUGUUUUUGGAACAGCAGAAUUUAGGGUGGAACUUGGUGUUUUCCUUGCUAUCUGCAGUUAGGCUAAGCACAGGGUUAUUCAGUUUUAGCACUGUUGACCUUUUGGGCUGGUUAAUUCUUUGUUGUGGAGGCUCUCUUACGCAUUUCAGGAUGUUUAGCAGUGUCCCUAGCCUCUACUCACUAGAUGCUGGUAGCACCUCCUGCCCGAGUUUGACAAAUAAGGAUGUGUCCCCAGGAGUUGGGGGUGAAAUCCCUCCUGCCAGUCCCAUUGAGAAGCAUUGACAAGCUGUCUCCCUACUUUGGUCUGACUUGAGAAUUAGAAGGCACAGACUGCUUAACUAAAGAAAAAGGUUUGAUAUUCCCUGAAUUGGGUACUGUGCCAGAUCCUAGGGAUAUAGGGGGAAAAUCAGUCUUUUAAACCAACAAUAGUUACACAAACUUCAAGCAGAUGAAUUCUGUAAUUUUAACUGGUUCUAUAUCCUGAAAAGUGGGUUCUGUGUGUGUGAAGAAGGCUGCCAUCAGCAGCCUUGGUGUAAAUAAGCACAAGGUUUAUUUACAUUCUCUGUCGCAUCUGGCCCCUAGAAGCAUCUGAACUACCUUUGGGUCCCUUAAAGUACUAUGCUCUUCCCUUUGGACUUUUGUACAUAACUCCCUUUUUACCAGGCAUAACUUUUGCCUAUUUUAUUUCUGAUGCUCAGUCUUGCCAUUGGGAUCACUGUGAAUGUGUGUCUACUGGCUCAAAGUUUCAUGUAUGGUACUUGUUGGCCAAUUGCAGGCAGAUUAGUGGAUUCUUUCCUUGAUAGGAUUAUGUGCUCUACAGGUCAUUCAAGUAACAGCUCUACUCUAGUAGGCUGGGCCCUUUUGCUCUCCAUUUCAAGGCAGGCUGGAGAAAGCGUCAGCUGAGUUCCUUGCAUUUUUCAUUACUCUUCAGGAAACCGUCUAAUUCAGAUUGUCUUCAAGUGAUUUCUCUCUCUUUGGUACAGUGAAAUCUUAACUAUGGUCACCUGUACUAAAAAGUGAUUUUGAACAACAGGUUCUCUCAAUUCUCUUGGGACUGGCAAGUGGGUUUGAGUCUAAGGGGGUGUGUCUAGGUCAUGGAUAUGUGAAGAGACUCAAGAUGGUGACUUGGGAGGGGGGAAGAAGGAGAUGGAAUGGAAAUUUAGGAGCCCAGAGCAAUCCCAGAUAACUCAGGAAUCUCCGGAAGAGAAACUUCUUUGGUGUUUGUGGUCUUUCUAAAAUCUAUGAAAAUUUUGCAUUCUGAUUGAGGAAUGUGCCUGUUACUCUCCUACAUGUGUUCAUUUAUUCAGUGGUUGCUAAGAUACUGAACAAGUUGUAGGACCUGGUAGUCUUUGCUAGGGUAAGGCAUCAGGGUUCCAACUGUCAUGGAAUUUACAUUCUGGUGGAAUUGCCUUUUACAGUACCUAGGAACAAAAGUUUGGAUGAUUUCAGGCACCCCCAGGGACUCUUGCUGCAUUGCUCUGAUAACCCCCUCCAAAAAUUUAAAUGUGAAGAUUCUUUAAUCAGCAAUUCUACUCUGAAGUGUCUAUCCUAAAAACAUACCUGUGUUUGUGUACAUAUACUUGAAAGUUUACUGCAGCUUUGUUUAUAUAACAGUGAAACAUUUAAAAUAAAACUGGUACAUUUAUUCUUGAA